Messenger RNA from Rotaria sp. Silwood2, 717 nucleotides. NCBI's taxonomy places the organism in Eukaryota, Metazoa, Rotifera, Eurotatoria, Philodinida, Philodinidae. The record is from the annotation of a GenBank genome assembly.
AUGGGAAAUAAACCUGAACACAUCAAAGCAAUUUUUAUACUGGGAAAUGACAAGAGUAAGGUCAAUCAGCGAGACAGAUUUGAUAAUGGUGAAGAUCUCAUUUGUCAAUUGGCUGAUGAACUAUAUCGAUGCUAUAAAAAAGAGGCGAAUGAUUUUUUUAUAUCUGGUGAUUUAUCGAUGGCAAAAUCAAAGGAAAACCAAGCUGAUCGAAUUUAUAGAGAAUUGAAAAGAAUACACGAAAGUUUUUUUGAAGAUGAUAAGAAUAUUAAAGGUUCCAUUUCUACUACAACAAAGCUUGUGUGGCUUAAAUCGAAAUUUCAAAAUGACACUGAAGUGAAACAAAUGGAAAGUCUGUUUUCUACAUUUGUUUCUUCAUUUCAAACAUUUGACAGUGAAGUUGACUGUCAAAAUUAUUUACUCGAAAGCAAAUCUAAUGAUGCCGUGUUUCUUAUUAUCAAUGCUGAUUACCGAUACUCACUUACUGAUGAGUUUCAACAGCUUUCAAAUGUCAAAUUUGUCUAUCUCUACGAAGAAUCAUCAUUGAAAAAUGACACUGUAAUUAGCAAUUAUAAUAAUCUUCGCUUUCGAUUAACAUAUGAUCUUAUCGGUUACUAUAAAAAAUUAGGUAACGAUUGUAGUGCCAAUCAAGAUGCGAAAACAGCUAAAGAUAUGGCUACAAAAGCACGUGAACUUUGCAAUAUUCUUGCUGAACUAUAA